AAAUUUGACUAAGAAGAAAGGCUUUGAACUGCCUUUGAUCUCAACAAGAUCAGUAAGACUCUGAUUACCGCAGUCAAACGCGUACAGCUGAGUGACUAACAAACGCUUGUGAUCAGGACUAACAAGAAACUAUUGUUAAGGACACGCGCUAUCUUUUUGCGGACCUACCAAGGAGAGCUGCUUUACUGAUCCAGAGUAAACCAUCUGCCAUUGUGUAGAGGGUGUCUGCGGUAAUUAUUCAAAGGUGUUGAUCAAAGGCAGUGGUUAUUUGAGCUUAUCAGUAUGUCAAACGGUGGAACCUCGACCAGUGGUGCAACUCCUGAUGAUUUUGACGAUCACGGGGACACAGUGACAGUGUUUCAACAUGAGGGCGAUGGAGAGAACACAGAGCACCUUCAGUCCAUGGACCUCCACGAUGUCAAGACCGCCCUUGAGAAAGAUGCCGAAUUGGACGAGCCUGGAUCAGCAGGCAAGGCGGCUACCUCCCCAACGUCAGCAGCUGGCAGUGCUAGUCUUCAGCAAACCACCAUUCGUCCCAUCAUACAACCAAUGCUCUAUGCGAAUGGUUUCAUGGUUCCACCCUUUGCUGCUGGAACCUCAAUCUUCUCUGCUGGAAUAAGACCCAUUAAGAUGGAGGGAUCCGAAUGGAAAGUUUCCCAAGCACCCACAGUAACUGGUAUACCGUAUGGAUACCCAACUGCUGGUUUCCUACCAGUUGACCAAUCAGGUUUUAGACCUGCCGCUGGCUACCCCUUUAUGAUUCCCGGGCAGUAUGCAGUGGCUACUCCUUAUCAACAGUUUACUACCUUCGGACAGCCAGUUGCCCCUAAUGCAGCAGUACAACCCAACUCAGGCCUUGUACAACCACAGGUGAAAGAGAAGAAGCCGCACAUCAAAAAACCACUAAAUGCAUUCAUGAUCUUCAUGAAAACCAAGAGAGCGGAAGUUAUAAAGGAGUGCACGUUGAAAGAGUCUGCAGCCAUUAACCAGAUACUCGGCAAAAUGUGGCACGCGCUGGAUCGCAGUGAACAAGCCACGUACUAUGAAAUGGCAAGAGAAGAGAGAGCGAGACAUAUGCAGAUGUACCCUGGCUGGUCAGCACGCGACAACUACGCUGUUCACAAGAAGAGGAGAAAGAGAAAAGCCAAAUCUGAGAAGGGGAAUGACGAAGUUGAGGGUUCGACUGACAGCUGUGCCCUGGGUGAGAAUGAAGGAGAGAGGUGUCCUGAUAAACAUCCAGACAACUCAGAGUCCUUUGAGGGUUCGACUGACAGCUGUGCCCUGGGUGAGAGUGAAGGAGAGAGGUGUCCUGAUAAACAUCCAGACAACUCCUCCAACUGGUGUGCACCUUGCAGACGUAAAAGAAAGUGUGUCAAACGAAAUAACGACGACGAGCUAGAUAUCUCGGAUUUCACUAAAAAUGGAAAAGUUGCAAUCACAUUACAAACAAUCCCAACAUAAAACUACUGAUUGUAUACAUGUAUUUUGUUUCCAUGGCAAUCUCAAUUCGAAUGGUUGUUUUCUGUGUCAUGAAAGCUCUCAGUCACUUGACAGGAUAUUUUCAUACCUCACACACAUGCAUGCAUGCUUUCCAAAUCUUCAAUUUAUUUUCAGCCACAUCAAAAAGGAUUAAUACAA
Halichondria panicea is the source of this 1638-nucleotide messenger RNA. Its product is annotated as transcription factor 7-like 2. Gene Ontology annotation, molecular function: DNA-binding transcription factor activity, RNA polymerase II-specific; RNA polymerase II cis-regulatory region sequence-specific DNA binding. Bases 283 to 1461 code for a protein of 392 amino acids. The record is from RefSeq and is a predicted model, not a curated record. Gene Ontology annotation, cellular component: beta-catenin-TCF complex; chromatin. The transcript has 13 exons. Gene Ontology annotation, biological process: regulation of transcription by RNA polymerase II; canonical Wnt signaling pathway. NCBI's taxonomy places the organism in Eukaryota, Metazoa, Porifera, Demospongiae, Suberitida, Halichondriidae.